AUGGGCCGCCAGCUGGCCCUGACCCUCGCCUACCUGGCUCACCUGUUGGCCACCGCGACCAGCUCAGAGCGCCAACAGCACCGAGUGCAGCAAGGCCGCUGCAGCUACACCUUCAUCCUGCCGCGGUGUGAGCACUGCCAUCCCUUAAAGGACUUCCAGGUGACCAACACCCUCCAGAGGGACUCCCCGCCCGAGGCAGAGCCCGACACAAGCCAAUUCAAGGCGGGUAUGGCCCAAAAGGAAGAGGCCUUCUGGCAGGAGAGGAAGCUGGUGAAUCUAGAGAGUGCCAUGGAGAAUAACCAGUGGCUGCAGAAGCUGGAGAACUUCAUCCAGGAGAAUGUGCGCUCUGGGAUGGAGGAAAUGAAAAGUACUGCGGUACACACCCAGACAGCUGCCAUGCUCGAAAUGGGAACCAACCUCCUCAGCCAAUCAGCGGAGCAGACCCGCAAACUGACAGACGUUGAGACCCAGGUGUUAAACCAGACAAGUCGCCUGGAGAUACAGCUGCUCGAGUACUCGCUCUUCACUAACCGGCUGGAGAAACAUAUCCUCCUGCAGACUCAAGAGAUCUCGCGCCUCAGUGAUAAAAACAGUUUACUGGAACAGAGACUCUUAGCGCUGGAGGCUCGGUAUGGGAAGGAGCUGCAGGGCUUGCAGAGCGAAAAGCAGCAGCUCCAAGAGCUCGUGGAGAGGCAGAGUCGACUGGUCAGUCAGCUGCAGGGUGAACUGGUCAGUUCCACGCUCAACAGCACCUCGCUACAGAGACAGCAGGCCGCGCUCACAGACACUGUUCAGCAGCUGCUGGCGAUGACCAACCGCUGCAACGAAAUCUUCAAUACGGCCAAGGAGGAGCCGCGGACUUUCAGGGACUGUGCGGAGAUCCUUCGAUCUGGAGUGACAGAAAGUGGAUUGUACGGCAUCCGCCUCCCUAACUCUACGCAGACUGUCAAGGUGUUCUGCGACAUGAAGACUAGAGGUGGUGGGUGGACCGUGCUGCAGCAUCGGAGAAACGGCUCCGUGAAUUUCCAUCGCGGGUGGAGAGAUUACAAAAUGGGCUUUGGAGAGCCGACUGGGGGACACUGGCUGGGGAAUGAUAUCAUCCACAAGCUGACCAGCUCCCAAGAAUACAGUCUGCAUGUCCAGCUCAAAGACCGGGAGGGGAAUGAAGCUUUCUCACAUUACGAUCACUUCUACAUAGAUGGAGAGGACAACAACUACAGCCUUCAUGCCGAGGGCUUCAGUGGCACAGCUGGACGGACGAGCAGCCUCACCCACUCUGGCACCCAAUUCAGCACCAAGGACAGAGACAAUGACCGCUGCACCUGCAAGUGCGCCCAGCUCGCAUCUGGAGGUUGGUGGUUUGAGGCUUGCGGUCCAUCCAACCUGAAUGGCAUAUAUUACCCCAGCUCAUCCAGUGUGGUUCGCUACAACGGCAUUAAGUGGUACUAUUGGAAGGGUCCAAAUCUGAUGGCUACCAUGACAACCAUGAUGGUGCGCCCGGCAAACUUCUGA
Molecule: messenger RNA, 1512 nt
Organism: Cyclopterus lumpus (lumpfish)
Lineage: Eukaryota; Metazoa; Chordata; Actinopteri; Perciformes; Cyclopteridae
Gene: angpt2b
Product: angiopoietin 2b
Biological process (GO): Tie signaling pathway
Molecular function (GO): receptor tyrosine kinase binding
Source: RefSeq, a predicted model, not a curated record